Thalassophryne amazonica is the source of this 2232-nucleotide messenger RNA. RefSeq names its product cadherin-12-like. Gene Ontology annotation, cellular component: catenin complex; plasma membrane; adherens junction. Gene Ontology annotation, biological process: calcium-dependent cell-cell adhesion; cell morphogenesis; cell-cell junction assembly. Gene Ontology annotation, molecular function: cadherin binding; calcium ion binding. NCBI's taxonomy places the organism in Eukaryota, Metazoa, Chordata, Actinopteri, Batrachoidiformes, Batrachoididae. The record is from RefSeq and is a predicted model, not a curated record. The transcript is spliced from 13 exons.
AUGGUUACAAGGGAUUGCAUCAUUUUGUUGCUGGUGGGCCUGUGUUUGCUGUUGGACUACAGCAUCCAGUUCCCUUCAGAGAUUCAGCUCCCGCGCAGAAAGACUGGCAGUGUGAAAGCAAUGAAGAGAUGGAUGAGAAAUAACCAUUUAAGGACAGGAUUGAGGGACACGUCAGUCUCAGAGAGUGAAAUGAGGGUUCAGAGACACAGAACAUUGAGGAUUCACCGAAUGAGAAGAGGAUGGGUGUGGAACCAAUUUUUCGUCCUUGAAGAGCACAUGGGAGCUGAACCACAGUAUGUUGGAAAGCUUCAUACAGACUUUGACCAUGGAGACAAUGUGGUGAAGUAUACCCUGUCAGGAGAAGGAGCAGGCUCCAUUUUCACCAUAAAUCAAAUUACAGGAGACAUACACGCACUGAUCAGCCUCGACCGAGAGGAAAAGUCCUCCUGCAGACUUCUUGCACAGGCUGUGGAUAUGGAUACAGGCUGCCCUCUGGAGGCUGCGACUGACUUCAUCAUUAAGGUGCAGGACAUUAACGAUAAUGAGCCACAAUUUUCAGAUGGCCCCUACAGCGCCAGUGUCAUGGAAAUGUCAUCAGCAGGAACCUAUGUGACCCAGGUGACUGCCACAGAUGCAGAUGACCCCACAUACGGCAACAGUGCACGUAUCAGCUACAGCAUUCUUCAUGGCCUGUCAUACUUUUCUGUUGACCCCAAAACAGGAGUGAUCCGGACAGCUUUGGCUAACAUGGACCGGGAAGUGAAAAUGGAGUACCACGUUCUUCUACAAGCCAAAGAUAUGGGAGGUCAUCUAGGGGGACUGGCUUCCACCACCACCAUAAAUAUCACUCUCACUGAUGUGAAUGAUAACCCACCACGCUUUUCUAAGAGUGUGUUCCUUUUCCAGGUAUCAGAGUUUGCAUCAGUUGGUUCAGAAGUGGGCCAGGUUGCAGCAAAUGAUCUGGAUAUUCGUAAAAAUGCAGAGAUGGAUUAUUCGAUUGUUCCAGAUGAGCACAACAUGUUUGACAUCAUCUCUAAUGGCCGGGAGGGAAUCUUGUUGCUGAAAAGGACUCUCGACUAUGAAACCAAGAUGUCAUACACCUUCAAGGUAGAGGCCCAUAAUGUUCACCUGGGAAACUGCUUCCUCCACCUGGGACCUUUCAAGGACUCAGCUACAGUGAAGGUGAACAUUCUAGACAUGGAUGAGUCUCCGGUGUUUACUCAGACCCAUUACACAUUGGACGCAUAUGAAGAUGCUCCUCCAGGAAGCAUUAUUGGUUCUGCUCAUGAUCUUGAUACCAGCAGCAGUGCUAUCAGGUAUUCACUGGACUGGCACAGCGACUCUGAUCACAUCAGCUAUAUUGACAUUGACAACAUUGAUGGAACCCUUUUUACUACUGAUUUCCUGGACAGAGAGGCAGCUGUUCAGCACAACAUCACUGUGCUGGCAACCAAAGUCAACAACCCAACUCUGUCCGCCAAAGUGUCAUUGAGUGUUAACAUUCUAGAUGUGAACGAGUUUGCCCCUGAGCUUGUGGUUCCAUCAGAUACCUUCGUCUGUGAAAACUCCAGAGUUGGCCAGGUGAUCCAGACAGUCAGUGCUGUGGACAAGGACCUGCCUCCUCUCGGUCAAAGGAUAUUCUUCAACUUUCCAAAAGAGCUUCGGAACAGAAAUUUCACCAUUCGAGAUUUUGUAAACAACACAGCUGGCAUCGUGACAUGAACCGCAAGCUUCCAGCGGCAGCUGCAGGAUGCGUUCAUUCUUCCUGUUGUGGUUGAAGACAGCGGUUAUCCGGCCCAAAGUAGCACAGCGACUCUCACAAUUCGAGUGUGUUCCUGUGAAAGCAGAAGCUCACUGCUCACGUGCUCCACUGAAGGCUUCCUUCUCCAUUUAGGUCUCAGCAGCAGAACUUUGAUGGGUAUUCUGCUGUGUGUUGGUAUUUCAAUGGCUGGAGCUGUGUUCUACAUGGGCCACAAAUGCCAAAAAGGCAAGGAGAUUCUGAUAUCAUCAAAGGAGGAUAUCCAAGAUAAUGUUGUUCACUACAAUGACGAAGGUGGCGGUGAGGCACCUUGCGCAACACACACCUUGCGCAACACACACUCACAAUUUACCAACAGCCACAACAGCACCGAGAAGAAGGAGAAACGUGGUUAUGGCGACGGAGUGCUACUACUGCAUUUCGGCAACUACCAUUUGUCUUGUUAUUCCCCCGUUACAUUGGAGGCGGAAUGA